Molecule: messenger RNA, 495 nt
Organism: Pleurotus ostreatus (oyster mushroom)
Lineage: Eukaryota; Fungi; Basidiomycota; Agaricomycetes; Agaricales; Pleurotaceae
Exons: 6
Coding region: 1-495 (164 amino acids)
Cellular component (GO): Golgi apparatus
Source: RefSeq, a predicted model, not a curated record
AUGGAAUCCCUUCUGCGCGUUACCGAUGCCGUCAAGUCAUUCAGACAAACGAAAUUGUCUGCUAUCCGUGGACCGCAAGAGUUCUUUGACGUCCAGCGAGUUUCCCGGCCGGCUGAUUUCAACGAUGCUACUCGGCGCAUAUCGUACAACACACGAUACUUCUCAGGGAACUACGGGAUCAUCAUAGCAGCGCUGGCCGUCUAUGCUCUCCUAAGUAACACACUCCUCCUUCUGGCUAUCGUCUUCCUCGUUGGUGGCUUCGCUGCUAUCAACAAAUGGGCUCCAGAGCCCAUGCAAGUCGGCGACCACGUCAUCACGCAAAAGUCGCUGUACACGGGUCUCUUCGUGAUAGGCAUCCCCCUUCUCUUCUUCGCUUCGCCGAUCAUGACAAUCUUCUGGCUCAUCGGAGCGUCCGCCGUCCUCAUUGUCAUCCAUGCGUCCUUCGUCGAACCCGGCCCCGAGAGCGAGUACGCGGAGGUGCAGGAUUCCGUGUAA